AUGGGCAGAGGCGACCGGCGCCUCCCCCGGCUUACACAGGAGGAACUGGCCAAUCCUUGUACACGAAUCUCGCUCGAUGGGGUCGAGGUGCAGCUGUGGCAGGUCGCGCACAUCUACGGCCUUAGUUAUGAGAUGCCCAGCCCAUCUCUGAGAGGAGGCGCUUCAUCUCAGGACUUCCGGUCCCUACCUUCGAGGGAGCGCGAUGAAGGAACCGAAGUUCCCGGUGUUCCCGGUCCUCUGACAAGCAGCGGCCGCAGCAAUGUGAAUGAGAGAACGCCUUUCACAGACCUGCCAAUUGCCCCAUUAAGAAUUUCCCCUAGAAGAGGAGUACAGCAAAGGAUUCGGUGCCCUGCAGAGUCCGACAGCAGUCGUCACGGCUCCGGCACACAAGAUAUCUUGCGCCUGAUAGAUGAAUUGGUGGAUGAAUGCUGGUCUGAUGGGAUAGACAAAGAAGAAACACAGGACAAGACCGCCGUUCCACUCGCAACACUCUCUGAUCCUGCGCCGAGAAUCAAAGGGGCUACAUGGGCGGAUCCUUCGUUCCCUCCACCCGCGCAUCCUCCUCCCGCCAGGCCCUUGCCUCGGGUUCCGGAACAGCCAGCAGGGAAUAUGAACCCCGGCGCGGGUGCGCACCAGGCUCGGCGCUUGGCUGUGGUGCCGCGCACGACACCGGGAAUAUCAUCCCGACAUUCCGGAAAGUUGACAGAGAAUUCGGACCCGAACCGUGACAACAACGAUGACGACGAUGAUGACGACGACGACGCGGACUCAGAAAGGACAAUCACUCCACGCGCAUCUCGACGGCAGCUUGUCGCCGCUCCACGAGAGCGAAACGUGUCGAUGCCCAACCCGUGGCCGAGCGCUCAACAGCCGGCUGCCGUCCAUUCGGCUGGACGAGCCGUCUCUGCCUCGAUCCUUCGAAAUCGCGACGAAGUGCAUUACCAUCCUCUCCCGCAAAGGUUUGGUCCAGCUCAAGCUCAGUCAAAGCAGGUGCGGCCGCCGUUGCCAUUGCGACAUCCGCUCCCCGACUUCUUGCUCAACCCUCCCAGCUUUUUGCAACACCCUCCUGAUCUGUCGCAGCAGCCUCAUCUCCCGGAAAACCAGGGUAACGCAGGAGCGGUUGCGAGACGGGACCCACGGUCGAACAAGUCCGGAUCUACUUCGAGCCCGGCCGCCGCAUGCGCAUCAGCGCCCAGAGCGGCAAUGCCUACCUCGGACGACGAGGUGGCUGUGACCUCGCGCUGGAGUUCCGACAGUUCCGACAGCGAGGACGAGAAGGAGUCCAAGAUGAAGAGGCUGAAGAAAGUUCUCAGCUUCUCCAAGCUGCGCCCCAGAAAGUCGAGCUUUUUCCAGAAGCAAACCGCAACCGAAGCUGGCAAAUCCGCAGUAUCGGUUGGGAGGUCCACAUCGGGCUCUUCGGGGUCCCGCAGGGGCAGCAAGACCGAAAACUAG
This is a messenger RNA of Thermothelomyces thermophilus ATCC 42464, 1452 nucleotides long. RefSeq lists its product as uncharacterized. Bases 1 to 1452 code for a protein of 483 amino acids. NCBI's taxonomy places the organism in Eukaryota, Fungi, Ascomycota, Sordariomycetes, Sordariales, Chaetomiaceae. The transcript has a single exon. The record is from RefSeq and is a predicted model, not a curated record.